Molecule: messenger RNA, 2264 nt
Organism: Saccoglossus kowalevskii
Lineage: Eukaryota; Metazoa; Hemichordata; Enteropneusta; Harrimaniidae
Source: RefSeq, a predicted model, not a curated record
AUAUACGUAUUUUGUUUCCAGGUGACAAUGGAAUGUCCGCUGUCAGCUGACCGACAGUGCCGACACAACUCAUAGCCCGUAUUGGACUACAACACUCAACACAUCGUGACCAUUAUCUCAAAUGUCACCAGGUACACGCGGGGCGUGUCUACGUCACAUGUCUCCAUUUGCAUAUAGUCGAGCGCCUGCUGUACAAGACUAGUAGAUAAAAGGACAUACUAAACGAUCUGAGUGUUACGACACGGAAAUCAACAUGGCGGUUACGAAGACGGUCGUCGUGCUGGUGCUGUGUAUGAUUUCCUUAUUCGUUUCAGGAAUUGUUACCGCUCCCGAUCCGUCAGUCGUUACAACGAAUACUGAUUUGGCCACUACCGACAUCACACCGGAAGCAACAACUGAUGACGCAACGGACAUCACUACUAUUGAACAGAAAACCACUGCUGCUCCUCCUCCGGUCACUACAAAACAGAAAACCACUGAUGCGCCCCCAGUCACUACAAAACCGAACACCACUGCUGCUCCGGUCACUACAAAACAGAACACCACUGCUGCGCCCCCAGUCACUACAAAACAGAACACCACUGCUGCUCCGGUCACUACAAAACAGAACACCACUGCUGCUCCGGUCACUACAAAACAGAAAACUGCUGCGCCCCCAGUCACUACAAAACAGAACACCACUGCUGCUCCGGUCACUACAAAACAGAAAACUGCUGCGCCCCCAGUCACUACAAAACAGAAAACCACUGCUGCUCCGGUCACUACAAAACCGAAAACUGCUGCGCCCCCAGUCACUACAAAACAGAACCCCACUGCUGCUCCGGUCACUACAAAACAGAAAACUGCUGCGCCCCCAGUCACUACAAAACAGAAAACCACUGCUGCUCCUCCUCCGGGCACUACAAAACCAACAAAUUCUGCUCCACUUUCACGCCCUACGGCUGCCAAGAACACCUCGUAUUCACAAACCACUGAUGCACCGACCCGAGAAGCACUCACGACAGAUUCAGUUUCAGACGAUGGGGGCGGUAUGCCAGCCAGUACAAUCAUAGCAGUUAUCGUGGUGGUGUUGCUGCUUGUUCUGGUGGCCGCUGGUGGCGUCAUGGUAUAUUUACGGAAAAGGAAAUACAUUGAGAGGUAUGGCAGACUUCGUGAUGAGGACUACGGUUCCUGGUCGAAGUUUUCAUUAAAGAACCCUGUCUACGAAUCUCAGUGGGACACAUAGGCGAAUGGAAGAUCCAGCACCGAUGAAAAUGACAUGAAUAGCUGAGUGUACGGUGCUACAAGACUGAAAUAUGAGUGCAAACACGCCAUGUCAGUGUUUUUAAACCCAUGUUUACGCGGAAAAUAAUUCAGAUUGUUUUUGGAGAUGAUCCACAUUUUUACUAAUGCUCAUUUCUUCGUAAUUUGCAAUUUGGCAUACCCAUAAUUUAUUGCGUGGCGUACUUCGCUGAAACACGCACUGAAAGUCGUCGCCAGGCAAUCUCCAGCCACAGUGAUAGAGGGACUGUGCUCCAGCAUAUGAUUCUUGACGCCACCCACGUGUCUUAAAUUUAUGUGAAGAGACAUAUUACCGACGAGGGCGCUUUUCAUAUUUGAGCAACCUGGGCAGCAACAAUCUUCUCACUUCUCAUAAUCUCAUCAUUGUUAUACCAGACACCAGAGUACGAGUGAUAUACUUACGAGUUGUCUUGUUUUUUUUAACGAAAUCAGUGCAUUGGAGUAGAGUUUAGUUUGAAUUUAAAUUAUCGAGAAUAGCAAAGCCUAUGUCCUCUGCCAGCCAGUGGCAUAGCAAAAUUACAUACGAAAUAAGUGUGGAUAUGCAAGUCGAAUCGCCAAUCUCCAAAUUAUCAUAUUGACGUUCAAUUGAUCUAUGGCAGUUACCAAUGGGUAUAUCUUUCAAAUUUACUGAAACGUUGCCUUAAUCUUAGCCUGUUCCCAUGGAUACCUUUGAUCAGGCUUUGCACAAAGAUGUAAAUUUCCCCCUGUGUUUGACUUCAUCUUCUAAUCGUAAUUAUUGUAUAUUGAUUGCUCAAUAACAAAAUACGAGAUGUACGUGUUUUUUUUAAUGUUUGGUGGUUACGUAAUGUAUAUAAGUGUAUGCGUUUUACUGGUCACGUGAUCUUAGUCAUGACGUAAGCCAUGUGUUAUAUAUAAGUAAUACUGUGUAUGUUUGUAAGCUGCCCAGUCCAUCACGUGAUAGAUAUAUUGAUUUGAUAAGUCUACGUACGUAUUUUACUAAAAAAAAUUCUUUGUAUUUACAU